Messenger RNA from Fopius arisanus, 2090 nucleotides. RefSeq names its product facilitated trehalose transporter Tret1. Gene Ontology annotation, cellular component: membrane. Lineage: Eukaryota; Metazoa; Arthropoda; Insecta; Hymenoptera; Braconidae. Gene Ontology annotation, biological process: transmembrane transport. Bases 230 to 1798 code for a protein of 522 amino acids. Gene Ontology annotation, molecular function: transmembrane transporter activity. The transcript is spliced from 4 exons. The record is from RefSeq and is a predicted model, not a curated record.
GGCUUUGCUACUGGCUAACGACAAUAGUAAUCAGCAAGUGACUGCUCAGCUCAACGGGGAAGGUGCACGCAAUACUUUUGAAUAUCAAUCCGUAGUUCAACAAUUAAGUUCAAAACAAUUUUUUCAGUGAAAAUUUUUACAAUGUUUCGGUAGUGAAUUGGUCGAUCCCUUUAAAAAUAAAAAACAACGAGUUUAUUGCGCCAGAAGUGAUCAGGGCAGAUAGUGCAUUAUGACAGAAACUGGGGAAAUUGAAACAAGUAGGGAGAAGCUACCGGCCCGAGAUCACAACGGAAAUGAAGAGAAGAAAGAAUGUUCAAAGUGGAGACAAGCAGCUCCACAGGUGUGUGCUGUUAUGGCAAAGAAUCUUCUGCUGCUGACGUUUGGAUCAACUCUAGGUUUUCCAACAAUUCUUCUACCUGCAUUACAGAAGGACGAUCCUGAUAUUCCAGUAACAAAGGACGAUAUCACAUGGAUCAGCAGUAUAAAUUUAUUUGCGGUACCACUGGGGUGCCUGGUGAGUGGUCCACUCUCGCAAUAUCUCGGACGAAGAAAAACGAUGCUCAUAUCAAAUAUACCAUUCAUAGCAUCAUGGGUGAUCCUUCAUUACGCAACAAACAGUGCAAUGAUGUUUAUUGCACUGUCAUUGACAGGUCUCACUGGUGGAUUGACAGAGGCACCAGUUUUGACGUACGUCGCCGAGGUGACGCAGCCACAUCUCCGUGGCAUGCUGGCAGCCACUUCAACUAUGUCAGUAAUUCUGGGUAUCUUCACACAACUGUUGACAGGGAGUUUGACAGAUUGGAGGACAGCCUGUCUCAUCAACCUCACGUAUCCUAUUCUCUGUUUUGUUACUCUUGCUAUUGUACCUGAGAGUCCUUACUGGCUGGCGGGUAAAAAGAAGAUAGGAGAGGCUGAAAAGUCCCUCCGGUGGCUACGAGGGUGGGUUCCACCAUCAAAUGUCCGGGAGGAACUACAGCUGGUCAUCAGGGCUACUGAACACGGUCCAAACGACGGGGAUGAAAAAAAUAACAGCCAGUGGAAUCUAUCUCCAUUUCUCAGGAGAACUUUCGCUGUUCCUCUGAUGCUCGUCAGUCUCGUAUUUUUUCUGGCAGCCUUCGGUGGAUCAGCAACUCUCCAGACAUUUGCCGUUUCAAUUUUCGAAAAAGUGGAAGUACCCAUGAAUAAAUACACAGCCACAGUGAUUCUGGGGGUUGCUGAGCUCCUUGGAACCGCUACUUGCGUUGCCUCUAUCCACUUUGUGGGGAAAAGGAGACUCAAUUGGGCGUCCAUUAGUGGAACUGGCCUCUGCUUCUUCGGAAGUGCCAUUUAUAUUUAUUUGUUGGAGCUCAAGGCGAUUGAGAGGGCCGUCUACUCCUGGAUUCCAACUACUUUUCUUAUUGGAUCUGCCUUUAUUUCGCAUAUGGGAAUUAGACAACUCGCUUGGAUCCUCGCGGGUGAAGUCUUCCCAGCGAAGAUAAGAAGUUCCGCGACUGGAAUAGCAGCAGCAAUAAGUUACAUAUUUAUGUCAGUCAUAAAUAAAAUAUUUCUGUAUAUGGUUGAUGCAAUGGGUCUCUCAGGGACGUUUCUUUUCUACGCUGGAAUGAAUUUGGUCGGUGGUGUCACACUUUAUUUGACAUUACCGGAGACCGAAGGGAGGACUCUCAAAGAAAUUGAGGAGCAUUUUGCUGGGAUUCAAAGUCUCAAACACAAGCCGAAAAAGGAUGGACUUGGCAAUAAAGAAAAAUGGGCGACUGCCAAUCCUGCGAUGGUUCUCGAUGAUGUUGAGAGCAAACUCUGAGUGCUUAUCUAAAUACUCUGGCUUUCUGUUUUUGUUUUAUACUCAAGGUUCUUCUCAUUCUCAUUAGAUUUAAUUUCCUCUCUUCAUUAGGAUGGAAUAUUGCAGCUGUAGUUUAGGGCAUUUGAAUGGAAGAUAGAUUGCCUUGUCUUUCUGUUUCAUUUCCGAAUUUUGUAAAUAUGAAAUUGUGGGUAUUACAGAGUAAGACCUACGGGAACGUUUGAUAAUGUUUCCGAAAUGUAUAAAGAAUCUAAUUAUACGUUUCAUCAAAUAAAGAUAUUUUUUAUUAUGACAA